This is a messenger RNA of Aedes albopictus (Asian tiger mosquito), 752 nucleotides long. RefSeq names its product large ribosomal subunit protein uL13m (gene mRpL13). The coding region runs from base 119 to 655 and encodes 178 amino acids. Gene Ontology annotation, cellular component: ribosome; mitochondrial large ribosomal subunit. Gene Ontology annotation, biological process: translation; negative regulation of translation. Gene Ontology annotation, molecular function: structural constituent of ribosome; mRNA binding. Lineage: Eukaryota; Metazoa; Arthropoda; Insecta; Diptera; Culicidae. The transcript is spliced from 4 exons. The record is from RefSeq and is a predicted model, not a curated record.
GGCUUGUUUUGAUUCUCACGUGCGAACGCGAAUGAAUCCAGUUUUUACGCUAUCGUUUGAAAUAAAAUCUGAAUAUUGGAAAUAAAUUCGAGAUUUUUGCCAGUAAAGUUCUAUAAAAAUGUCCGUGACAAAGCGAGUUCAGCAAUGGGCUACUUUUGCGAGGGCAUGGCAUGUCUACGACUGCACCUGGCAGAACCCGUUCGAAUCGGCUUCUCUGAUCCGGAAGCAUCUGAUGGGACUGCAUAAGCCCAUCUACCAUCCGAUGAAUGAUUGCGGAGAUCACGUCGUAGUUAUCAAUACGGCCGAAAUUGCACUGCCCGGGGAUGAGUGGAAAAAGCGGGUGUACUUUCACCAUACCGGAUAUGCUGGGGGCGCCAGCUGGACACUGGCGUGGGAGCUGCACGAAAAGGAUCCUACUCAGAUAAUGAAAAAAGCCAUUUAUCGUUCAAUGCACGGAAAUCUCCAGCGUCGUCACACGAUGCAACGGCUGCACCUCUUCAAGGACGAUAACGUCCCUCAGGAAAUUCUCGAAAACAUCACCAACCAAAUCCGACAACCAAGACGAGUGCCGGAGCGGUUAGACCAAAUCGAUCCGGAUUUGGUGAAAAAUUUCCCCAAGAUAAUGGACUACCCUAAGGAUUACGUACUUCGGUAAAUGAUGGACGACACCUGAGGCUAUUGAGAAAAAGGUAACGUAGUGUUUAUUGGUUCGUUAAUGGAAACAUCGAGUCAUUUGUACCGACCGACAAAAA